AAUUCCUCAAUUCUUUUGUUUUCUUUGCAGAUUUCAUUGGGCACAAACACAGAGGCAAUAGCAGCUUCCAAAAAACAGAAAACUAAUUGCAAUACCUCCAUUUUCGCACACCUUUAGUCCCGCAUAUCCUUAAAGCGGCGAGAGCUCAGGAAACAACAAACAAAUACAUCCAUUACGACGAGAGGCUACGCACAAAAAGUAAACUAAACUUACACCGAAAUAUAUGAACAACGCAAAAAGCAUAUGAAAGAUCAGCAACAAAGGUGAAGAGCGUACAAAAAAAAAAAAAACAAAAAGUGCGCUUUCAGAGCAGACACACACAAAGCACUGGAGUAGAACAGAAGGCUAGCGGAGGAGCAGCAACAUAUCCCAUUGAGCUGAAAGUAAUCUAAAUACGCGUUUUCUUUUUCGUACGAAAAGCAUAGCAACGCAAACAGCGAAAUUCCUUUCCACUUUUCUUCCUGCGUAAUUUCUAAGCGCAAAGCUUGAUAGGCAACUAUUUUACUUCCCUUUCUCUGAUCGGCAACAUUUCGGAACGUUAAAAUUCAACCAAUACCAAUAUAACUCUACGCACAGAUCUAACUUGACCCUAACGCUGUGGAAAAAGAGAGAAAAGCAACAACUGUAACCUCUACUACAACUCCAGCUUCACGAGAAAACCGGUGCUCAGCAUUUCGCCUCAUUAUUACAACAAAAUCCUGCGCCUAACGCACGCACAAUGAAAAACGACGUCGUUCGAUGGAGUUUAGCGGCGAAAGCACAAAUCGGAAACGACGGCGCGAUUAGCACAAGCAAAAGCAAAAGCAACUAUAGCAACUGUACGACACGAAAUGUUGCUGUAAAUAGCAACACUUCGUCUUCAAAUGCAGUGACAAAUAGUGAUUGGCUGUUUGGUCAGCAUCAUCAUAAGCAACUUCAACUGCAAUUACAACACCAACUCCAAAAGCAACAACAACAUUGUGAUACUAAUGCAAGUUUUCUUAAUGCAACAACACCAACAACAAAUAGUUUUUUAGUGAACACACGUCAUAGCGUAAGCCACAAUGCGAUCAAACGUAAAUCGAAAUCUACAACUAGUACACAUAGUAGACAUUUCCAACAACAACAACAACUAAUACAACCACAAAAACAACAACAACAGCAUAAUCACUAUUACCAUCACCGUCAUCAGCAGCAAGUGAAACCGCGGACAUUUGUUGCUUUGCAUUUAAAUAGGAUUCUGUUGAAUUGUGUGCAAUUGAGUGUUGUGUUAGUGUUUUUGUUGUGUACGUUGAAUAUCGGUUUCGUGAUUGUGCCGAGCGCCAGCGCCGCCAUUGCCGCUGCCCAUACGAACAAAACAUCCGUUGACCGAAUCGCAGUGAAUGCGAUUGAUGGGGGUGGUAUUGAUGAUUUGGCGCUGGUGUCGGUGCCUUAUCAAUUGGACUACGAGGAGAGUGAGAGCGGGAGCGACAGAUACGGCGGCAGAGAUGGUGCUGGACAUUACACCCACACCUGGGCGGUGCAUAUACCGAAUGGCGAGAGUGGCGUGGCCGAUCAAGUGGCCAGGGAUCAUGGGUUCGUCAAUUUGGGCAAGAUACUACUGAAGAAACCAUAACAACCUUUUUGAAAAAGUAGUGACUUAUUAAAUAGCCGCCUUAUUAUUCUCUCCAUCGUGGCAUCUACGUAUGCUUCAUCAAGCACAAGGUUGCCACAUCUUCAUCAUCACAAAACCAAACUAAACAAAGCAUCACAAGAAUCAAAAAGGGUAAUAAGACAUGGGCAAAAAGUGACAAAGGCAAGGCAAUAGCUUUCGCAAAACACUUAAGGGGGUAUUCUAGUGUAGAGGCAUGAAUUUGAGGUGCUAUAAGAAAAAAUUAAAAAUAUUUUAACUAUCCAUUUUUUAAUAAGAUGUUUAUUACUGUUUUAGAAAUACAAAAAAAAAAACAUUAAAAAUCUCAAAAAACGAAAGCCUGAAAAAGUUAUAAGUUGUUUAAGUUGGGGGUUAACAAAAAAUGGC
Anastrepha ludens (Mexican fruit fly) is the source of this 1996-nucleotide messenger RNA. Its product is annotated as furin-like protease 1. The record is from RefSeq and is a predicted model, not a curated record. The transcript is spliced from 3 exons. NCBI's taxonomy places the organism in Eukaryota, Metazoa, Arthropoda, Insecta, Diptera, Tephritidae. Bases 719 to 1594 code for a protein of 291 amino acids.